AUGGGCAAGGUGAAGGUACAACAACCCAUCGUCGAGAUGGACGGCGACGAACAGACGCGGAUCAUCUGGCACUUGAUCAAGGAUCAGCUCAUCUUCCCCUACUUGGACGUGGACUUGAAGUACUACGAUCUUUCCAUUGAGAACAGGGAUGCCACCGAGGACCGCGUGACUGUGGAGUCUGCGGAGGCGACCCUCAAGUACGGCGUUGCCGUCAAGUGUGCGACCAUUACCCCGGACGAGGCGCGUGUCGAGGAGUUCGGGCUCAAGGAGAUGUGGAAGUCUCCCAACGGGACCAUCCGGAACAUCCUCGGCGGGACCGUCUUCAGAGAGCCCAUUAUUAUCCCAAGGAUCCCCAGACUGGUGCCCGGCUGGAACGAGCCGAUCAUUGUCGGCAGACACGCGUUUGGGGACCAGUACAAGGCGACCGACGUUGUCAUUCCAGGCGAGGGCACGUUGAAGCUGGUCUUUGAAAGCAAGGACGGGGACAAGUCCAAGAAUCUUGACCUGGAGGUCUUUGAAUACCCCAAGGAUGGCGGUGUUGCCAUGACCAUGUACAACACCACCGACUCGAUCACCGGCUUUGCCAAGUCGAGCUUCGAGUUGGCGUUGCAAAGAAAGAUGCCGCUAUAUUCGACAACGAAGAACACGAUCUUGAAGAAGUACGACGGCAAGUUUAAGGAUAUUUUCGAGGGCAUGUACGCAGCGGAGUACAAGGAGAAGUUUGAGGCUGCUGGCAUCUGGUAUGAACACAGACUGAUUGACGAUAUGGUUGCGCAGAUGUUGAAGUCCAAGGGCGGCUUCAUCAUUGCCAUGAAGAACUACGAUGGUGAUGUGCAGUCGGACAUCGUCGCCCAGGGCUUCGGGUCUUUGGGUCUCAUGACUUCUGUUCUUGUGUCUCCAGAUGGAAAGACCUUCGAGAGUGAGGCCGCACAUGGCACUGUCACCCGGCACUACAGACAGCACCAGCAGGGCAAGGAAACAUCCACCAACUCAAUUGCCUCUAUUUUUGCCUGGACGCGCGGUAUUAUACACAGAGGUAAGGUCGACGGUACCCCAGAUGUCGUGAAGUUCGGCGAGUUGUUGGAGAAGUCCACCCUGGACACGGUGCAGGAGGACAACAUCAUGACCAAGGACCUAGCGUUGAUUUUGGGCAAGACCGACAGAGCCAGCUAUGUUACCACGGAAGAGUUUAUCACAGCAGUAGCGAACCGCUUAGCGGAUGGCUACAAGCGUCUUUUUUGUGAAUAA
This is a messenger RNA of Eremothecium gossypii ATCC 10895, 1248 nucleotides long. RefSeq names its product isocitrate dehydrogenase (NADP(+)) IDP3 (gene IDP3). The coding region runs from base 1 to 1248 and encodes 415 amino acids. The transcript has a single exon. Gene Ontology annotation, molecular function: isocitrate dehydrogenase (NADP+) activity; NAD binding; magnesium ion binding. Gene Ontology annotation, cellular component: mitochondrion. NCBI's taxonomy places the organism in Eukaryota, Fungi, Ascomycota, Saccharomycetes, Saccharomycetales, Saccharomycetaceae. The record is from RefSeq and is marked provisional. Gene Ontology annotation, biological process: isocitrate metabolic process.